AUGUUUCCUAAAGCCGACACCAGUGAGACUACUCGCCCGGCGUCUCCUCAUGUCGAGGCCCAAACGAACAAUCUGACCUCUCCCAAUCUGUGGUCCAACGAACAAUUUCACCGCAGGAAUUACACUGGCGCCCUCAUCUUUAAUCUUGCUUCGUUUAUCCUCCCUGCCCUGUACGGCACACUGUCAAAACUAUGGGUCGCCAACAUUGAUUCUUCCCUCGUCGUCACAACCGAUACGUACACCUAUAUCAGCGUAGUCGCAGAGACCCUUAACGAAGGCCUCCCACGAGCGGCAUGGGUCAUCAUUGGUGAUCAUGCCUCUCGCACUCUCACACAGCGGCUCCAGCUCUCAAACACGCUGGUCCUCUUCCAGGGCGUUCUGGGUCUCAUAAUGAGCCUGGCAUUCGUGAUAGGGGCCAGGAGUUUUGCCGAUGGCUUUGUGCCUAUCGAGGUCCGCGAGGCGAGCAUCAUGUAUGUGCGCAUCGGAGCGUUCAGCGCAUUCAGCUCUUCGAUAGAGACGGCUGUUGCAUCGGCUACCAGGGCGCUCGACCGGCCUGACGUCCCGCUGAUUAUAAACUCGGUCAAAUUUGCUGUCAACAUCAUUUUGGACCUGCUGCUCAUCUCCAAGAUCCACGUUGGCUCCCAUGAGCCCACAGUCAACAUGCAAGCAGGUAUUCAGCUCUCCUGCAACCUGGCAUCUGCAUUUAUCGGCCUGGCAUACUUUCUUUGGAGGAAUACGCAAUACCAAAAGGAAAGAGGAAACACUCCACAGGAGUGGACUCCAACGAAGCCACACUCCCGCGCGCUCCUAAUUUUGCUCCGUCCCGGCGUCCUGACUUUCAUCGAGUCGGCAAUCCGCAACGCACUUUAUCUCUGGCUGGUAAGCAACAUCGUAUCAAUGGGAUCGACAUAUGCGACAGCAUGGGGCGUUUUCAACACGAUACGGUGGGGCCUUGUCAUGGUCCCGGUGCAGGCCCUUGAGCAGACCUCGCUUGCAUUUGUGGGCCACGCAUGGGGUGACUGGCGUCGAGAAAUCGGGGUCCAGAUUCGCCGUCCAAAGGCCACCAGGCAGACAAUCGUCAAAUUAACCCGGCCAGCUCUCGUCUCCCUUGCCAUUGCUCUCGCCAUCGAGGUCCCUGUCUGUCUGUUCCUUACAUAUUUUGGUGCUCGUCCUUUCGCCCGAUACCUCAGCGGCUCUGAUGAAGUUGCAGACGUGACGGCGAUGAUGUGGCGUACAAUUGACUGGUGUUACAUCUUCUACGCCAUGUCUACCAUGCUAGCGACGAUCUUGUUAGCGACGCGACCAAGAUGGUACCUUCUGCAAAGUCUAGUGAGCAAUAUGCUUUACGUGUUGCCUUGGGCUAUUCCUUUGGAUUUGGACCUUGAUGACAGGUAA
Pyricularia pennisetigena is the source of this 1395-nucleotide messenger RNA. RefSeq lists its product as uncharacterized. The record is from RefSeq and is a predicted model, not a curated record. NCBI's taxonomy places the organism in Eukaryota, Fungi, Ascomycota, Sordariomycetes, Magnaporthales, Pyriculariaceae. Bases 1 to 1395 code for a protein of 464 amino acids. The transcript has 2 exons.